CUCAGGCAGACGGACUCUGAUGAAUCCUGGUCCCAGUAAAGAGAACAGACGUCCUCCCUUAGGUCAAGACCUCCUGACAUCACGGUUUGUUCCUGGAAGUCGUGGGGAUGUCCUCGCCGCUCUGAAACAACGCUCUCACAGCGCCCCCCACAGGAGGGAGGUCAAAGUGCAGCUGCUGGACCCAGGGCCUCCUCAGACCAUCUCCCAGGAUAAUCCAGGUCCAAGGUCCAUCUCCCAGGAACCUGUGGGUGUGUCCAGAGUCCAGAUGGAGGCGGGGCCAUCCUCAGGUUGCCCUGGUGAUGUAUCCAGUGCAGCAGCAGCUGCAGCAGCUGCAGCCGUGUCUGCUGCUGUUCCUCUCAUCAAGGUCCAGUCUGACCUGGAGGCUCGGGUGUCUCAGCUGGCUGACGGAGUAGAGAAACUGCUGCAGGCUGACAGAGAUGGGGUGGACAGUGGGCGGAGCCUGAACCAGCAGAUGCUGCAUCACCUGGAGAAACUGCACAGUCAGCAGAUUGAGCUGCAGAGCCAGCUGCUGCACAGCACCCUCAGUAUGGCGAAGGGACACGCCCCUACAACCUCUGACCUCCCAGCUCCAGUUCAGCCGGCCUGUCUGCGGGUGACACACCUGGAGGCCACAGAGAACGAGCCCAGCCAUCAGCACAGAUCUGCCGCCAUCAGCUCUAUGGAGACAGGACCAGUUACCAUGGCAACAGCUCCACAGCAGGAGCAAGCCAGAGCUGAUCAACAUCACAGAGGUGAGCCCAGCAUUUCCACGGCAACCAGAGCAGCCUCAGGAAGUCACCUGCAGUCGUCGGCCAAUCACAGUAAGGCAGCAGCGAGGAGAGCCAAUGAGAUGCUGAGAGAGAUGGGACGUCUGAGGGCAGAGAUGAAGACUCUGCUGACGGCUGAAGGCUCACUAAAGACUAGCACAGCUGGACCAGACCAGCAGAAUCUACCGCAGUCCCUCCAGACCAGCUCCCAACGACCCCCCUCUCCCUCUAGACCACCAACAGAACCUCACAUCACAACAACACUACAGACUGAGGAACAGCAGAACCAUCAGACCCCCAGCCCACCAGUCCUCUCUAAACCUAAACCAGCAACACCACGCCACACCCACUCCCUCCGAUCCACCAAUCAGACCCAGCUACCUCACUCUCUGUCCAAUCAGAGCGCUUCACAACAGACCCAGACCCAACAGAUCCAUACCCAUUUGACCCAGACCCAACAGGCCCAGAACCAUCAGACCCAACAGGCCCAGACCCAGACCCAUCAGACCCAACAGGCCCAGACCCAUCAGACCCAACGGGCCCAGACCCAUCAGACCCAUCAGACCCAACAGGCCCAGACCCAUCAGACCCAACGGGCCCAGACCCAUCAGACCCAUCAGACCCAACAGGCCCAGACCCAUCAGACCCAUCAGACCCAACAGGCCCAGACCCAUCAGACCCAACGGGCCCAGACCCAACGGGCCCAGACCCAUCAGACCCAUCAGACCCAACAGGCCCAGACCCAUCAGACCCAACAGGCCCAGACCCAUCAGACCCAACAGGCCCAGACCCAGACCCAUCAGACCCAACGGGCCCAGACCAUUCAGAACCAUCAGACCCAACGGGCCCAGACCCAACAGGCCCAGACCCAUCAGACCCAACAGGCCCAGACCCAGACCCAUCAGACCCAACGGGCCCAGACCCAUCAGAACCAUCAGACCCAACGGGCCCAGACCCAACAGGCCCAGACCCAUCAGACCCAUCAGACCCAGACCCAUCAGACCCAUCAGACCCGUCAGCCCAUCCUGGUCCAGAAGAGACGUGCAGUGUCGUCCACUCUGGAGGAGGCGGGGCAUGUUCUCUGCCAGGUGAGGAGACAGAAGAAGGUUCUAGAGGAGAACCUGGAGUCCAUGUUGAGAGCCAGAUCUGGAGAGGUUCUUCACUGUCAGCUGGAUGCCCUGUCUGCUAACAGGGAUUGGACAGAGGAGGUCCGUAUCAAGAGGACGGUGGACGCCUGGAUCAGCAUGCUGUCCAAAGACGCCCAGGCUGAGGUGUCCUCCCAGGACGUCGCCUCCUGCAGGGCUGCAGGCGCCACUACCAAACACCUCUCCAGGAGAGACCCUGCUCUGACAUCACAGAUGGCUGCAGGUAGCUCCGCCCACAGAGGCACUGGGAGGACAGUGAGCAUGCUCAGAGGAAGAGGAAGAGGUGGACAGCUGGCUCCAGAGGUGAAGGGGGUGGAGCCCGUCAGAGCAAAUAGUCAGCUGGCAGAAAGGAAGCAGGUGGAGGAUGAUGGAGAGGUGUACCUGUCUCACCUGUAUGGCAGAGCGCCAUAUGACGGCGUCAGACGGACCCUGAAGAAGAGUCCAUACCUGCGCUUCAGCUCACCUGUGUCACCACCAAGCAGGAAGCCCCGCCCCCGCCUGGUAGAGAGGGUCAGAGGUGUGAAGGUGAAGUCCUGUAAGACGCAGACCUGUUUGGCUCCACCCCUCACUCUGUCACCUGGACGACCUCAGCAUCAUUACACCAUCAGCUCCACCCACCUGACCUCUGCUGACCCUGCUGACCUCAUUGUGACCCCUGCUGAAAGUUACCCUGUUACCACGGCAAUCCCACUGGGUCCUCCCAGGAUGGACUCAUCCUCCAGGUGUCCCUCUAGUCAUCAACAGGAAGUGACAUCAGCUCCAUCUCCAGCUCCUCCAGCAGCUACUGUUGUCACCAUGGCUAACCGAGGGGCGGAGCUCCGUUCACAGGAGGCGGAGACUAAUGCAGGUGAAGCUCCUCCCCCCCCCUCUGUUGACAUGGUGAAAAAGGGUGAAAAGGAGGAGGAGGGGGAAGAGAACAUGUUUCCUGGGACAGACUUCCUGUCUGUCACUGAUGUCAUACAGCAGGAGGAGGUGAGUGUUGGGGGUGAGGAGGAGGUGGAGCUAGCAGGAGGUCCGUCCCCUCCUCCCGUCCUGUACCAGGGUCCAGUCUUCCCUCCCCAGGCCCCCCCUGGGCCCCCCUCCCAGGAUCAGACCUCCAUGCCUGGGAGGGGUCUGCAGAGAGACCUGCUGGAGAGCCGUCUGCUGGAAUGGGUGGAGCAGCAGCUGAUGUCCAGGAUGAUCUCAGAAAUGUACCGCCCCCCUCCCUCAGACCCCGCCCAGCUGAACUCCACUGACACAUCAGAGACGGAGGAGCAGAGUGUGACAUCAGACGCUGUGGAAUCUUCUCUCAUCCACCAGCUGGUGAACGAGGUUCUGAUGGAGAUCCUGGUCCUGAUGCUGAGAGACAUGCAGGAACCAGAACCAGAACCGGAACCAAGAACAGCAGUGACUGAAGAGAUCAAACUGGUUCCACUGGUUCCCACUCCCGUAUCGACUCCUCCACCCAGUCCAUCAACGCCCAUCAGAGAGACCCCGCCCCUGACCACGCCCCCUCCCUCUGAGCCAACCAGCCUCUUACAGGAGGAGACUCCUCGGCCAAUCUCAGCCCUCGAGCCUGUAGCCACGCCCACACCAAGCCCAGAGCCCACCCCUCCUGCAGAGAGCCCAGAGCCCCCUCCCACCAUGGACAACACUGAACUCCCAUUGGAUGAGGAGGAGAAGCCAGAGGAACACCAGGAGACACCGCCAAUGACAGCAGCAGAGCCAGAGCCUCCCUCCUCCCUCCCUCCUCCUCCUCCUCCUCCUCCUCCUCCCCCUCCCCAUCCAGACUCUCUGUCCAGUUCCUCAGACGACUCCAGCUCCAGUAGCUCCAGUAACCCCAGUAGCAGCAGUGGUUCCUCGUCCAGCGUGGAGCCUGAAGCUUCUCUGAAACACAUCUCAGAGGGAGAGCUGCUCAUCAACAGGCUGGCUGCUGCUGCUGCAGGUGCUGAUGGAGUGUGUAGUUUCUCCAGCUCUCUGCAAGAGCUCCAGGACAUGGACUUUGACCCCCCCAGUGAAGGUCAGGUCAGAGGUCGUGACCUCCUGCUGACCCUGCUGACCAAGAUGGAGCAAGGAGUGAAGCAGCGAGGAGAGAGACCUCAGCCAGAGGGCUCCUGGGGGAGGGAGGGGGAGGAGGAGGAGAUGAGUGUGGGGGAGGUGAGGGAGGAUUGGACUACAAAACCUCACAGGACUGCAAAUCCACAGAGCCUCAGCAGGACAAGAUCAGCCCAGCAGGGUCAGACGACCUCACAUGGACAAAUCAGUGCAGACGUGUCUGAUGUCAGCAUUGAAGCAGCCAAUCAGUGCCUGGUUGCCAUGGGUGACCUGCUGGUGGAGCCAAUGGAAACUCUUACCUCUGACCUCCAAACAGACCUGCCGCUGACUCCUCCCCCUCACCUGGAGGACACGCUCACUGCAGGACAGGUGUCCCCCGUACCUGUCCCACAGUCAGACUCUCUCUCAGCUGAGUCACAGAGAGGAGGAGCCAGGAGGAGAGAUAUCCACCUCCCCUCCAUCACACCACAGGAGGAGGAGGAGGAGGAGGAGGUGAUGAAGGAGCGUGUCAGUGCAGCAGAAACAGACUCAUCUGUCAGCGAUGUUUUCUGAACAAUAGACACAAAACAUCAACCUCCAUCUUUUCAAGCAUUUAACUGUCUGAUGAUGUCACAGGAUGUCUGAUGAUGUCACAGGAUGUCUGAUGAUGUCACAGGAUGGACCUGCAGCCUUUAGUUGAAUAAAUAAAUGUCCCGUUCAUCUGGUCUGUUCAUGAUUGAGUGUAGAAUCUCCUGUCUCUCUUCACAGCUCUAAAGGACAUCUACAGACUACAUCAGUAACUAACAAAUGUUUUUAUUUAUAUACUGAAGCCUGUUGUCUGACUUCCUGUCACCUUUGACCUCACACCUGCACAGGUAGGAUGUAGCUUUAAAUGGUUGCCAUGACGAUCUGAACAGGUGUGUCAUUUCUUCUACAUUUUUAAUAAAUGUGUUUUAUUUACA
Messenger RNA from Cheilinus undulatus (humphead wrasse), 4887 nucleotides. Its product is annotated as KIAA0586 ortholog. Gene Ontology annotation, cellular component: centriole; ciliary basal body. NCBI's taxonomy places the organism in Eukaryota, Metazoa, Chordata, Actinopteri, Labriformes, Labridae. Gene Ontology annotation, biological process: smoothened signaling pathway. Bases 20 to 4498 code for a protein of 1492 amino acids. The record is from RefSeq and is a predicted model, not a curated record. The transcript is spliced from 27 exons.